Molecule: messenger RNA, 850 nt
Organism: Chelonus insularis
Lineage: Eukaryota; Metazoa; Arthropoda; Insecta; Hymenoptera; Braconidae
Gene: RpL10Ab
Product: ribosomal protein L10Ab
Exons: 5
Coding region: 119-772 (217 amino acids)
Biological process (GO): translation; maturation of LSU-rRNA
Cellular component (GO): cytosolic large ribosomal subunit
Molecular function (GO): structural constituent of ribosome; RNA binding
Source: RefSeq, a predicted model, not a curated record
UAUAAUUCUUUUUCGUAUAGUAUAGAGCACAUGGACAAUAGUGAAUGCGUGAGUUCUUUCCACUGUGAGCUAUCAAGUUGGUUGUAUCGUGUCCGAUAGCUCUUGAUAUCGUGUCACAAUGACGUCAAAAGUAUCACGUGAUACGCUUUAUGAGUGCGUAAAUGGUGUGCUCCAACACUCACAGGAGAAGAAACGUAAAUUCUUGGAGACCGUUGAAUUACAAAUCGGAUUGAAGAAUUAUGAUCCACAAAAAGACAAACGUUUCUCUGGCACCGUCAAAUUGAAGAACAUUCCACGACCCAAGAUGCAAGUAUGUGUAUUAGGGGAUCAACAGCAUUGCGAUGAAGCUAAGGCAAAUAAUAUUCCAUACAUGGAUGCUGAAGCUUUGAAAAAACUUAACAAAAAUAAAAAGCUUGUUAAAAAACUUGCAAAAAAAUAUGAUGCAUUCUUGGCCAGUGAAUCGUUAAUCAAACAAAUUCCCCGUUUACUUGGUCCAGGAUUGAAUAAAGCGGGUAAAUUCCCUGGUCUAUUAUCACACCAGGAAUCGAUGAUGGCAAAGAUUGAUGAAGUUAAAGCAACUAUUAAAUUUCAAAUGAAAAAAGUACUCUGCUUGUCUGUAGCAGUUGGUCAUGUUGAAAUGUCACCUGAUGAACUUGUACAAAAUGUUCAUCUUUCAAUAAAUUUCCUUGUAUCAUUGUUGAAAAAACACUGGCAAAAUGUGCGGUCAUUGCACAUCAAGUCAUCAAUGGGACCUCCACAAAGGCUUUAUUAGUUUUAAAUGUUGUCUACCAUAUGAUUAAUGCCAUUGUCACAUGGAAAAAAAAAUAAAGCAAAGAAAAAUAUAUAAAAA